This is a messenger RNA of Cladophialophora immunda, 1540 nucleotides long. RefSeq names its product 26S proteasome regulatory subunit rpn11. Lineage: Eukaryota; Fungi; Ascomycota; Eurotiomycetes; Chaetothyriales; Herpotrichiellaceae. Gene Ontology annotation, molecular function: protein binding; proteasome binding; metallopeptidase activity. The coding region runs from base 259 to 1290 and encodes 343 amino acids. Gene Ontology annotation, cellular component: proteasome regulatory particle, lid subcomplex. Gene Ontology annotation, biological process: proteasome-mediated ubiquitin-dependent protein catabolic process; protein deubiquitination. The record is from RefSeq and is a predicted model, not a curated record. The transcript has a single exon.
CAGACGACCACAUUCCUACCAGUUUCUUGAUCUCUCGCUGGAGAGUGUUCUACUUUACCUUGAAUCCAGCAACUCGGAGAGCCUCUUGUAUCUUGAUUCGGCAUUCUUGACUGUUCAGGUUCUCAUCGGCGUGCUGUUCCGCCACAGACUGACCUCCAUCUGGAUUAUCAAUCUCGAGUCUGCGACCAUUUCCUCCUCUCCCUACCUUUCGCCUUUCUAUCCUCUUUGCUUUGAUCUCUUCUCCACCUACGAGUCACCAUGGAUCGCUUCAACCGAAUGCUCGCCGCAGCGCACAUGGGUGGCACCCAGGCUGGCCAGGACACGAACUUAGUCGACAACUCCGAGACCGUCUACAUUUCCUCCCUCGCGCUCCUAAAGAUGCUUCGCCAUGGCAGGGCGGGUGUGCCAAUGGAAGUUAUGGGCCUUAUGCUCGGCGAGUUUGUGGAUGACUUCACUGUCCGAGUAGUCGACGUCUUCGCAAUGCCGCAGUCUGGAACUUCCGUCAGCGUCGAAUCCGUUGACCCGGUCUUUCAAACAAGGAUGAUGGAUAUGUUACGCCAGACAGGUCGACCAGAGGUGGUGGUGGGAUGGUACCACUCCCAUCCAGGCUUUGGAUGCUGGUUGUCCUCCGUCGAUAUCAACACGCAACAAUCGUUCGAACAACUAACCCCCCGCGCCGUCGCCGUCGUUGUCGACCCUAUCCAGUCUGUGAAGGGCAAAGUCGUCAUCGACGCAUUCCGGCUUAUUAACCCCCAAGCCAUCAUGAUGGGCCAAGAACCCCGCCAAACCACGUCGAAUUUGGGCCAUUUGAACAAACCCUCCAUCCAAGCGCUGAUCCACGGCUUGAACAGACAUUACUACAGCAUCGGAAUCCAAUACCGCAAGACCGGCCUGGAAGAGAACAUGCUCAUGAACCUCCACAAGGAAGUCUGGACCGAGGGUCUCGAAUUGCCCUCCAGUUUUGGCUCAGAACGCAAAAGAAACGAGGAAGGCCUGAAACAACUCGUUCAACUUGCGGAGGGCUACGAGAAACGGGUACGAGAAGAGAACGAAUUGACCGCUGAACAACUCAAGACAAGAUACGUAGGGAAGGUUGAUCCGAAGAAACACAUCGAGGAUGUCGGACAGAGAUUGAUUGAAGACAAUAUAGUCGCAGUGAACAGGCAAAUGAUCGACAAGGAGGCAAGUGUGGCGAAGAAGCCCAUCCAAGCAAACGGCAACGGCGCAAACGGUGCCCAUCGAGACGGAAUGGGGCAGAAUGGAGAGAUGGACGUGGACGAAGAGCUGUGAGCUGUGAGCGGUGGGCAUCGGGGCUGGCGCGGCUUGUAACUUGUAUCUAUCCGUCAGGGCAUGCAUGCACGGCGUUGGGCUUCACAAAGAGCUAAGAGUUUACAAGUGAUCUUUGAAUGACUCUGGGUUUGGGUCCAGGAACAAGAUACAAAUAGGACUUGAAGGAUCCACAAGGACUGUUACGAAGUAGUAGUUGUAUUAAUGCCGGUCUUUACCAAAAUGCCAGCUUAACUCCAGCCGGGGUGGUGAU